AUGGUAGAGGGAGAGAACGUAGAAAUAGAAACUGAAGCAGAAUCAGAAGCAUCAUCGGCAUGGAACCUCGGGAAACACACUCAGAUAAUCGAGCUGUCGGAGAAGCUGUUGAACGGCAACCUCGCCGCCAAAAUUGAGGCUGCGAGGGAGAUAAGGAAGAUGGUUCGGAAAUCAUCGUCCUCGACGAAGAUACGUGCGAAGCUCGCUGCGGUGGGUGUGAUUGAACCGCUCGUGCUGAUGCUGUCUUCUUCCAACAUCGACGCUCGCCAGUCCUCUCUUCUCGCUCUCCUCAACCUCGCUGUUCGCAAUGAACGAGGAAUCACAGAUGAGUUGCUUGCGGCACAUGAAUUGUGUGAUUCUGGCACAACGCACAAGCUGGUGGUGCCCAAACCUGGUCGGGUUUGA
This is a messenger RNA of Sphenostylis stenocarpa, 405 nucleotides long. NCBI's taxonomy places the organism in Eukaryota, Viridiplantae, Streptophyta, Magnoliopsida, Fabales, Fabaceae. The record is from the annotation of a GenBank genome assembly.